Molecule: messenger RNA, 2510 nt
Organism: Klebsormidium nitens
Lineage: Eukaryota; Viridiplantae; Streptophyta; Klebsormidiophyceae; Klebsormidiales; Klebsormidiaceae
Source: the annotation of a GenBank genome assembly
AAAUAAGGUGAUCCAGAUUGGGCGCUCUACGGUACCCAAGAUCUGAGCUAGAGCUGCCCAAACCCUUGAACUAGGAACUCAAGGACUUCGGCAGUGACAUCAGGGAGAGCGGACAACGCGAGCUGUGGAGGCGCAUGAACGUCGUCUUCGCCCUCUCGCGACCAAGGACACGAUUGAGGCGCCUGAGGAAGGCUUGGCAGGUGGCAGAUCUUCUUCAAACAAAGCACAGCUUGUUUGCUAGUUCAACUUGUAGAACCAAGGCCGCAUUCUGGGGUACUCUGGACUCUUUCUCAGGAUCGGAACAGAUAAUCGUGCCGAGUGGUUUGAAGUACUCUGCGAUGAUGUCGGCCCCCAAUGGGCAGAGGAAGAAGCAAGUUCCAGAGGGUUUCAAGGUUUUGAAGGAGGGCGAUGUUGAGAUCUUACAGCAUGGUAAUGAUGUCUUCUACAACAAGACUCAGAUUGUGAACCGCGACCUUUCGAUCGCCAUCCUGCGUACUUUUGUUGAGAAGCGCCGAGAGGAGGAUGCCGCGGCAAAAGCCAACAAGAAGAAGAGAGGCGGAGAAGGGCAGGGUGGUGGAGGAAAGGGGAAGAACAAGCAAGCUGGUCAGCACGCAAGCGGGGCGGGGUCAAGCGCUGCGCCAGGAGCAAUCGGUGGCAGUGUUAGUGAUGGGCCAGGCGGAGUUGGUAAUGGUCCGGUCGCCAGUGCCAGCGGUGCACCGGGUGCUGGGGAAAGUGGUCACGCAGGGAAGGUUGAGGAAAGGAGGGGAGAGAGUGGGCCGGAGCCAGGUCCCUCGGACGAUGCAGCCGGUUCGGGGCCUUCUCACAAUGAGAAGGGAGCAGUGCAAGGGGCCAGUGGAAGCACGGAAACGGCCAACGGGGAUGGCGGAGCCUCGUCUUCGGGUGCGGCGCAUGGGAGGGGGAAGGGUUUGGCCCCGCUGAAAGUUCUUGAGCCACUCGCGGCAUCCGGUCUACGGUCCCUCCGUUAUGCAAUUGAAGUGGACGGGCUCGGGGCCGUCCUUGCCAGCGAUAUUGACAAAGUCGCCGUUGAAGCGUGCCGACGAAAUAUCGAAUGGAACGGGGGGCGCGCGGCGUUGGUCCAAGUGCGGGAACAGGAUGCGCGACUGCUGUGCCUGCAGCACGAGAAGGCAUUCGACAUCGUCGACUUGGAUCCGUACGGCUCCCCGUCCAUCUUCCUCGACUCGGCCGUUCAGAGCGUGGCGGACGGGGGGCUUUUUCUGUGCACGGCCACCGACAUGGCCGUCCUGUGCGGCAACAACGGCGAGGUGUGCUACUCCAAGUACGGGGCAUACCCGCUGCGCGCCAAGUACUGCCACGAGAUGGCUCUCCGGAUCCUCCUCCAAUGCAUCGAGAGCCAUGCCAACCGGUAUAAGCGCUACAUCGUCCCUGUCCUUUCGUUGUCCGUCGAUUUCUACAUCCGGGUCUUCGUUCGCAUCCACACGUCCCCAAACAUAGUCAAAGCCAGCCCCAGCAAGCUCUCGUAUGUGUACCAGUGCGUUGGGUGCGACUCGUUUUACUUGCAGCCGUUGGGGAGGGUCACGCAGAAGAACAACCAGUCGCGGUACACUCCCGGCGUCGGCCCCGCAGUCGGGCAGGCGUGCGAGAACUGCGGGAAGCACUUUUUGAUGGGCGGCCCCAUUUGGUCGGAGCCCAUCCACGACCCCGCCUGGGUGGCCGCCACGCUGAGCCGCGUGCGCAGUAUGAAGCACCGCUACCCGGCGUACGACAAAGUGCACAGCAUCCUCACUGCAGUCUCUGAGGAACUCCCCGACUGCCCCCUCUACGUCAGCCUCCACGCCCUGAGCGCAACGCUCAAGUGCACUCCCCCUUCCGCGAUCCUGUUCCGCUCGGCGGUGGCCAACGCAGGGUACCGCGUGUCGACGUCGCACGCCAAUCCGCUCGGGAUCAAAACGGAUGCGCCGAUGGAAGUGCUGUGGGACAUCAUGCGGUGCUGGGUGAAAGACCACCCGGUGAAGCCGCAGAAGGACGAGACGCCGGGACAAAAGAUCCUGGCGCAGCAGCCCCAGAUACAGGCGAACUUUGCGCGCAGCAAUGCGGCACAGAGCAAAGCCCAGGCAACGCGGGUUCCUCGCUUCCUGCCGAAUCCGGAGCAGCACUGGGGACCCAAGCCCAAGGCGGGCCGCAAAAUUGGGCCCCAGCACGCGUCGCUCAUGGGGGAGGCCGCCGUUAAUGGCGGCCCAUCUUCGUCGAACAGCAUCCCGGCACCGAUUGUUGGUAGUGUAGUAGCGGAGAGCACGGGUAUCGCAGAGAUCGACGGAGGGGACGAAGAGCCUCCAGCUGCCAAGCGCCCGAAGUUAGAAGCGAAAGCAGAAGCAGUGGGUGACAGCUAGCAGGAUGGAAGUCCUGAUUCGCGUCUUGUGACAUGGAAUGCUUCUGUUGUGAGCUAUGACCUUUGCUUGUCCCAAAACGGUUCUGUGUUCGACUGCUUGUCGCGGCCAGGCUUUAUAAGUGUGACGCUGGGUACUUUCAUG